AUUUUGAAAAAGCAAGAUGGCGACCAAGGUAGGUCGUGGGAAAAGCGCUUUAAAAAGCCCUGAAACACCAAGUAGUGUUUUUAACAAAAGAAAUGCUGAGGAAGUGGACUUUCCCCGCGGUGGUACUUCUGCCCUGAGUCCUCUGGAAGUGAGGAAAAUAAAGAAUGAGGCUGAGAGGGAUGUUCUGUUUGGGAGGUCAUCAUCAGAUCCAGAAUUACUCCCAAAAAGUGGAAAGAAAAGUAAGAAACCCAAGAAGUCCAAAGUGGAUGAUAGCAAACCUGAAUUUAUAGCAAAGUCUAAACAAAAGUUUGUGGAAACUCUGACUUUCAAGAAAGUUUAUGUAGGAAUGAAAGUGUUGGGAGCUAUCCGUGAAGUGAAUGAAUAUGACAUGGUUAUGAGUCUUCCAAAUGGUUUGAGUGGAUUUGUCCAUAUUACAAACGUGAAUGAGAAGAUCACUGAAAGAUUGAAGAACAUCUUAGAGGUUGAUGAGAGUGGAGACACAGAGGACACACCAAGUUUCCCAGGGCUCACCAAAUUCUUUGCAGUAGGAUCUCUAGUGCAAUGUUCAGUCUUGGAGACUGAAGGCUCAAAACCUGGACAAAGAAAAAUCAAAUUAUCUGUGGAUCCUAAAGAGCUCAAUAGUGGCAUCACCAAGUCAUCUUUAAAGCAAGGAAUGGUCCUUUCAGGGUUUGUAAAAAGUGUUGAAGACCAUGGCUACCUCAUAUCAUUUGGCAUUGAUGGUACAUCAGCUUUUCUACCAAAGACCAGUCUAACCAGAGAAUUUGAAGAGGGUAAUCCCCUUUCACUGCUAAUCAAGUCUGUGGCGCAAGAGCAGAGGUUCAUUUCAGUCAGUGUACAUGAAGAUGAGAUUCAAGGUGCAAUGAUUACAGAGGAUUUGAAAUUGAAGUUCUCAGCUCUUCUUCCUGGAAUGCUUGUCAAAGCAUCUGUAACUCAGGUGACUGGGAGUGGUCUGAUACUCAAUUUCUUGGGAGGAUUCGAAGGAUCAGCAGAUAUAAUUCAUCUUCCAAACUGUGGUGGGGAUGGAAAGAAUUUGGAGGAAACCUAUCCUGUAAAGAAAAAGGUAAAAUGUCGCAUUCUGUAUGUGAAUGCCAACAAGAAGACAGUUGGAGUAAGUCUUCAAGAGAAAGUUGUACUCCACAGAACUGCAAGCUUUGGUCAUUGCUCAAUGGGUGAUGUCAUUGAUGAUGCUGUUGUGAUCAGAGUUGACCAGAAAAUGGGUUUAUUUUUUAGUUUUUCAGAUGGAAUUCUUGGAUUUACUCAUAUUUCUAGAGUGUCAGACGAGCAUGUUGAGAAACUGGGAAAGAAGUAUAAAGUUGGAAGCACCCACAGGUGCCGUAUUCUUGGUUUCAAUUCUCUAGAUGGCUUGGUUAACUUGACUAUGGAAAGGUCUGUCAUCGAGCAACCAUUUUUGAGUUAUUGUGAUAUAAAGCCAGGAGAAUUGGUCAAGGGAAAGAUAAUGAGUUUAGAGAAGUUUGGAAUGUUCAUUUCUUUAACGGACCACAUCAGAGGCUUGUGUCGUACGCUUCAUUUAGCAGAUAUAAAUCUUCAACAUCCAGAGAAGAAAUUAAAAGACGGAAAAACUGUUAAAUGUAGGGUUCUCUCAGUUUGGCCAGACAGCCGCCGUUUGUUCCUCACUCACAAGAAGACGUUGAUUGAGUCCUCGCUUCCAAUCAUCACUGAGUACACUCAAGCACAGCCUGGAGUCAGCUGUCACGGCUUUGUUGUUGCCAUCAAAGACUUUGGCUGCAUUGUAUCAUUUUACAAUAAUAUCAAGGGUUUGGUGCCACGAAGUGAACUUGGGAUUUCUGCCGAUACUGAUCCUCGUAGUGCAUUCUACCUUGGACAAGUUUUGUUGUGCCAUGUGUUGAGUUGUGAACCAGACCAGAUGAGGUUGAGGCUAUCGUUGAAGAAAAGUUCCAGGCCUGGUCCUGCUUUGGAAAAUGUCAACAUUACAAAAUCCUUGUUAGAAGCCGAUGUAGUGAAUAGUAGUGAGGAAGGACUGGAUGUUGCUCUUCUUCCUAGUGGUGCACCAGCAUUUCUUCCAGUUUCACAUUUAUCAGAUCAUGUUAGCAACUGUAAGGCUCUAUUGUCUGUCUACAAACCCUCCACAAGAUUGACCAACGUUGUUUAUUAUGGCAUUAACAAGAGGCAGGAAAUUAAUGUUUCUUUGAAACCAUCUCUUGUGAAAGCUGCAUCAGAGGACAGACUUCUUACCAGCUUUAAGGACGUCGAGGUGGGGAUGGUCUUACCUGGUUUUGUCAAAAAAGUGAUGAGUUAUGGAGUGUUCGUUGAGUUUUCCAGGGGAAUUUUUGGGCUUGCUCCGAACUCGGUCACCGAAAUUGAUGAAGAAAGGCAAAGAUUUCUUGUCAGUCUGAAAAUGUCCGACUGUUGCCCUGAAAAGACCAUUGAAGGGAGUUCUGAUCCUGGUGCAGAGUUGUUGGAAAAUUAUCUCUCCGAGAGACAGAAGAUCGUUCAACAAUUGGCGUCCAGUUCAGAGGAGAUGGAGGCACUGUUUUCACUUGGUCCAGGAUCUUGUGUCGAGGGGAAGGUCCUCACUGUGAAAUUCCGAGGCAUCCUUCUGCAGCUUGCCAACGGUGUUCAGGGUUUCACUCCCCACCAACUUGCCAAAGGAGUAAGCUGUGAGCCCGGCGAAGUUGUGUGCGGCUGCGUGUUGGACUGGGAUUUCGAUAAGAAAUGUGUGAUUGUCUCAUUAAAUCCACAACUAGUAGCUAAAAGAAAGGCUGUGGAGACUCAGAAUAAAACACAAAAAAAGCUGAAACAUGGACGCAUUUUUUAUGCUUGUGUUCAACUGAUCAGGGAGAACUACAUGGUGGUUACGAUUCCUCAACACAAUUACCAGCUGGCGUAUGCACCUACUAAAAUGCAUUUGAACGACAUCAGAGAUGCAUCAAAACGAUUUGCUGUGGGACAAGAAUACUCUUCAUUAGUACAAAGACCAGUCAAGGCGAACAACGAUCUUCUACCUCUGGUGAUGCUUCAAGAAAAACAAAUUGGAAAGGAAAAUGUCGUGCCUGGUGCUAUUACCACAGCGCAGGUCAAGUCAGUUAAGGACCUUCAAUUGAAUGUGAAUUUGUGUGAUGGGAAAUUUCAUGGAAGAGUGCACGUCACACAAAUUUGGGAUAAGGUUAUACAGGGAGAGUCACCUUUGAAGGGCUUUCACAAUGGAGAUAAAAUUCAAGUCAAGAUUCUUGGAUUUCGCGACUUGAAGACGCACAAGUACUUGCCAAUAACGCACACCAACUUCACUAAAGCUGUAGCCGAGCUAACAUUGAAACCAAGUGAGUUAUCAGAAGUCAGUAGUGACCGGCAGAGUGCUUCAAGUGAAAAUAAUGAAGGGGGAGGAGCUGACAAGAAACUUGAGGACUACCAAGUUGGGGAAGACGUAAAUUGCUUUGUGAAGUCGGCCACAGAUUAUUGCGUUUGGAUGAUGCUGAGUCCAUCUGUAAACGGGAGAGUUGGGCUUCUACACGCCUCGUCUGAUGUAGAGGUGUUAAAGUCUCUUAAAACUCAUUUCAAACCUGGAGAUGGAUACAGAUGUGUGGUGUUGAGCGUGGACCAAGAAAAAAAAUGCCUGGAUCUGUCACUCAGUGCGGAAUCUAAAAUUGAGGCCACCCAAGUGUUAACAGGCCAGGUUACCAAGAUUUUUCCCGAUCAAGGACUCCUCGUCCGGCUUCCUAUGUCCAAAUAUGGUGUGGUCGGUCUGACAGACCUCAAAGACAAUUAUGAUGAAAAUCCUUUGGAAAGCUUCAAAACCAUGCAGCUUGUUAGGUGUUUUGUCCUGUCAACGAAAGGCAAAGACCAAUUUGAUCUGUCACUCAGACCUUCAAGGACACAAGCAGUGGCAACAAAAAACGAGGGAGUUACAAGUGUUAACGAGGAGGAUCGCGAGAUCAAAAGCAUAAGUGACCUUAAGGAAGGGGACAUCAUCCGGGGCUUUGUCAAGAGUUGUUCUGAUGUUGGUGUCUUUGUCAGUCUGGCCCAUCACAUUGUUGGCAGGGUACAAAUAAAGAAUUUAUCCCAAUAUUAUGUGAAGAACUGGAAACCUCUGUUCCCUAAAGGAAAGUUGGUCAAAGGGAAAGUUUUAAGUGUUGACCCGAUUAAAGGACACCUGGAGUUGUCCUUAAAAGGGACAGAUGUCGGUGGACCCGAUCCAGCUCCAAAACCAAAGCGUUUGGAUGAAAAAGAGAAACGAGACAAAGAAAAGAAAGAACGGAAAAGGAAGAGAAAGAAGGAGAAGGAGAGUAAAACAAAGGACGGAUCAGAUGAUGAAGCAGAAUUUGUAUUAAAGAAACUCAAAGAAGAUUCCGAUCACGAGGACAGCCCUGAAAGUGAGAGCGAAGAAGAAGGCGAGACAUCUGGAAACACUUCAGAUGAAGAGGCUGACGAUGCAAGUUCCCACAAACCAAAUGGAGCACCUAGAUUGGAGAUUUCGAGUGGAUUUGACUGGAACGAGGACGGGAAUUAUGGAGGAAGGACACAAAAGAGACAACAUGAGAAUAAUGACAAUGACGAUGACGAUGAAAGCAGUGAGAGUGAAACUGAAGCCAGUGGACAGGUUGCUCGUAAGAAGAGUAAAAGACAGAAGAGAGCAGCAAAGAAAGCCGAAGAGGAGUUUUUAUACAAGACAGAACAAUCGCUUUUAGAUCAGGAUCGCUUGCCAGAGACUGCCGAGGACUUCGAUCGCGCCGUUUUAUCAUCACCCAAUAACUCAGUAGUGUGGCUGCAGUACAUGGCGUAUCACCUUCAUACCACAGACAUCGACAAGGCACGAACGGUGGCCGAAAGAGCACUGAAAACUAUAUCAUUCAGGGAAGAGCAAGAGAAGCUUAACGUUUGGGUGGCCCUAAUGAACUUAGAAAACCUCUACGGCACGCAGGAGUCCUUAGUAAGGGUGUUUGAGCGAGCCCUACAACAAAAUGAGCCUAAGAAAGUGUUCUUUCAACUUACUGGUAUCUACUCAAGAACGGAUAAAACUGAGUUGGCCGAGCAGUUAUACCAUACGAUGGCAAAGCGGUUCAGUCAAAGUAAAAAGGUGUGGGUCGGCUUCAGUCUGUUUUACAUGAAGCAGGGAAAGCUUGACUUAGGCAGGAAAUUGUUGCAAAGAAGUCUUAAAAGUCUGCCGAAGAGAAAACAUAUAGAAACUAUAGUCCAAUUCGCCCUGCACGAAUUCAAAUAUGGCGAACCACAGCGAGGGCAGACAAUGUUCGAGAGCAUUUUGACCAACUAUCCAAAAAGGAGCGACUUGUGGUCCGUGUAUCUGGACAUGAUGAUCAAACAAGGAGACGUUGAACCUGUUAGGCAAAUAUUCGAAAGAGUUAUCCACAUCAAUAUGUCCUCUAAAAAGAUGAAGCUCUUCUUCAAACGGUAUCUGGACUUUGAGCGGAAGUACGGCGACGCAUUCAGCAUAGAAAAUGUCAAGACUCAAGCAAUGGCGUAUGUUGAAUCGAAGGCGGCCCUGAGUUAAAGAUACUGUUUAGUCCGCGAAAUUCUAAAGGUUGCUUUGAGGUUCUGGCUUGAUGGCACAAACAGCAGUCUGGGCGAAUUGAAAGGAGUCUUUGGAGUCGCUAGAGCCCGCGAUUGAAAUCAGAGAUGUUCCCAACUGACAUAACAUUUUCUGGAGAAAUAUUUUGUAACGACAAUCUCGUCUUUUUUCACUGUUGUCUGACAACACAACAAAAGAACUCUUUUGAUAGGGAUUUAUUCGAUUAGAAAGAAAAGCUAUGGAGAACAACUCAAACCACGCGGAAAAACUUUUUUUUUUUUAUUAAUUUUCUCAACGCAGAAGGUUUACUUGUGAGACUAAAUUGUAUGCACUCGAACCUUGGCCCUUGAACUCUCCAUUGUAUUGAAUUUAAUAUUUUUAAUCUUAUGAACGCAAAGAGCGAGGGCGUUGCAUAGGAAAAUUUUGCUCUUGAAAAAGGAAGGAGUUGAAAGUUCUGUGAGAGGGUUUUUGUUUUGGUAAAACUUCUUGCUUAAGUUUCGCAGCUUUUUAUCUUUGAUGUUAAUUGGUGCAAAGUGAUGUCUCUGCCAAUUCUCGUUUUUGGUAUAUCUCUUUGUUUUCUUUUCUCACAACUUAGUUAUUCUGGCUUGAAAAUUCAAAAUGCCUUACUAAUGCGGAAGAAAUAAACAGUUUAAAAAUUUGGUGUGGACUAUUUUUCACACGCAAGUUUGUGUUUCAUGACAGUUAACAACGAAUAAAUUCUGCUUUAAGAUAAU
Messenger RNA from Stylophora pistillata, 6258 nucleotides. RefSeq names its product protein RRP5 homolog. The record is from RefSeq and is a predicted model, not a curated record. NCBI's taxonomy places the organism in Eukaryota, Metazoa, Cnidaria, Anthozoa, Scleractinia, Pocilloporidae. Gene Ontology annotation, biological process: rRNA processing. Gene Ontology annotation, molecular function: RNA binding; protein binding. Gene Ontology annotation, cellular component: nucleolus; small-subunit processome.